AUGAUAAGCAAUCAAGAUUUAGACAAUUUCAUUAAAUGGAGCAAGGAAAAUGGUGCUGUAAUCGAUGAAAGGAUUGAUUUCAGAGUAACCAAAUCUACAGGUAUCAGUUGUUUUUCCAACAGUAUUAUAAGCAAACAAGAAGAUUCUCUAAUUAGUGUGCCAUCUGAUUUAAUUAUCAAUAGGAAAUUAGCAGAGAAAUAUAUGGGUGUAACUUCAAAAGACCUUAAGUUAUCUACAAAAAAUCCUAAUUCCUUAACCAUACUUUUCUUUUCAAGUUUAAAAUUUAAUGGUAGUUUUGGUAACGGAAUAAGAAAUAAAUUCCUUCCAUACUUAAAUAUUAUACCAAUUGAGUUAGACCAACCGUAUUUUUGGGAUCCUAAAAUAAUUGAGGUGAUAGAAGGCACUGAUCUAUUCCUAAUCAUGAAAAAUAACUUGAUUGAAAUAUUUAAUGAAUGGGAAGAAUUGAUGGAUAAAUUAGAGUUGUCAACAGAUGAUCCAAUACUAGGUAGUUCCAUAAAUGAAAAAAUAUUGUUUGAAUACGUUUGGAAUUUCAGAAAUCACGGAAACAAUGAAAUUCAAUGGAAUAGCUUUUACGCAUAUUUAUGGGCCUCUUGUAUAUUUAGUUCAAGGGCUUUUCCAGAAUUAAUAAUUGAUACAGAUACCUCAAGUGAUAUCAACACAGCAUUUUUAUUCCCAGUAGUCGAUCUAUUGAAUCAUAAGAAUGACACUAACGUUAGAUGGAAUUAUCGUGAUGGCAACAUAAGUUUCAAUGCUUUAGAUACCAUCAGAGAAAAUGAAGAAGUGUUUAAUAAUUAUGGAGAUAAAACAAACGAAGAAUUAUUACUAAGCUACGGAUUUGCGUAUGAAAAUAAUGUCCAUGAUACGUCUAGGUUGACUUUAAGAUUGGAUCCAACAUUAAUCGCCAGUGCACUUGGCGAUAGGGUAAAGCUAUCCAAAAGGGAAUAUCCUAAACCUGAUACUGUUGAAUUUGAGUUGAGUAUGAAUGUUGAUAUACCAAAUAACCUUAUUAACUUCUUUGGUUAUUUAUGCAAACUACAGUCAGAAAAAACUACCACAAUUAGAAGCAUUCUUGAAGGUUGUGAUCAAUUGCUUUCAAUUUUUAAUCAAAAACUUAUUAUGUUCAAGGGGUUACUAAAAUUUGAUCAAUCAAAGCUAAAUAAUUACAAUACUUCUACAUUAAAACAAGUAAAGAUAUAUUUGACUUCUCAAAGACGAAUUUUUAACUUUAAUAUCGAGUCGUUACAAAAAUUGCAGAAGAAAAUUUUAAAGUCAUCAGAAGAAAAUAUAUCUUUUAAAAGUAUUUUUAAAAGUGAUAAAACUUUUGCUAAUUCAAUGCUGAUAAACAGAGGAAUUAUUAAUUAUGAAGAUUUAGUUAAAAAAGAUGCUAUAAGAGAGGCAUUGCUAUUAUGGGUAGUCAGAAUCUCUAAUCAUGAAGCGUAUCCUAAAAAAUUUGACUUUUCAUUCCCGAAAUUUAUUAUUGACAUGUUUCUAGAGAUCAGUGAAAAUAAAAUAAUUGAAAAGGAGGAUGUUGAAGAAUUUAUACCUUAUUACAAAGAAUUAUUUCCUAAGUUAUCAGAAAAGAUUCCUGAAGUAUAUAAUAUAGGGAAAUGGGGUAUUAGACAAUUCAUAAUAGCUGACACUGUUUUAGAUAGAUUAACUUGGAUAAAAAUUCCUCCAAAUGAAUCAUUCUUUAUCAAAAGACAAGAAUUUAAGCUAUAG
Messenger RNA from Vanderwaltozyma polyspora DSM 70294, 1740 nucleotides. RefSeq names its product protein-lysine N-methyltransferase (gene EFM1). Bases 1 to 1740 code for a protein of 579 amino acids. NCBI's taxonomy places the organism in Eukaryota, Fungi, Ascomycota, Saccharomycetes, Saccharomycetales, Saccharomycetaceae. The record is from RefSeq and is a predicted model, not a curated record. Gene Ontology annotation, molecular function: protein-lysine N-methyltransferase activity; protein binding. Gene Ontology annotation, biological process: peptidyl-lysine monomethylation. The transcript has a single exon. Gene Ontology annotation, cellular component: nucleus.